This is a messenger RNA of Meloidogyne enterolobii, 857 nucleotides long. The record is from the annotation of a GenBank genome assembly. NCBI's taxonomy places the organism in Eukaryota, Metazoa, Nematoda, Chromadorea, Rhabditida, Meloidogynidae.
UGUUUAACUGAACAACUAUUUCUCGAUAUAAUUUUAGGAUAAUGCCCAAGAAAAAAAAUGUUUCAACCCCAAAAAAAGAAGCUGAUGUUGUCCAAGAAAAGAUAGAGCCAAUAAUUAAUGAAGAUAGAUACGAAUAUACUGAUGAAAUAGACAAUACUUUGUUAGAAGGAUUUGUUUGUUUGCCUGAUCACAGAACUGUGCCUAAUGAACCAAUACCUGGAGUAUUGGUUUGCCACGCUUUUGGAGGUAUUAGAAAUUUGGAAGAAGAAAAAUGUCGAGAACUCGCUAAAGUUGCUGGAUAUAUUGCUUUUGCUGCUGAUUUGUAUGGAAAAGGCAAACGAGGGCAAUCUUUCGAGGAAAAUAUGGCCCUUCUAAAGCCAUUUCGUGAGGAUAGAACAAAUUUAUUAAGACGACGGCUUUUUCUUGGAUUACAAUGUUUAAGAGAUCAGAUGGCUUGUGAUAAAGAAAAAAUUGCGGUAAUUGGAUUUUGUUUUGGUGGUCUUUGUGCAUUAGACUUGGCUAGAGUAAAUGUUGGAGUUAAAAUAGCUGUUAGUUUUCAUGGAACUUUUACGCCCCUUCCUGAUCAACCUGAUCCAGAAAAAGAAAAACCUAUUGAAGCUAGUGUUUUAAUAUGUCAUGGGGAUGCUGACACUCACAUUCCACAUGAACAAUGUAUGAAUGUUAUGGCAGAAAUGCGUGCUAGAAAAGCAGAUUGGCAAUUUAUUAGUUAUGGAAAUGCUAAACAUGGAUUUACUGAUAAAGGUGUUGGUUAUAAUGAACAAGCCGAUAAACGUUCAUGGAUGGCAAUGUUGGCAUUAUUUAAAGAAAAGUUUGGAAAUACUUUAAUUACUUUUUAG